AUGGGGUUAUUUGCGGCGAAUUUAAGUGCCGGGAAAGGGCAUGUUUCUUGUAGUGACAGUACCAAAAGCCUGAAAACUCCCGGCGACUACUUCUCAGGCGCACUUUGCUUUGCUCAAACCAAGCCGUCAUGCCGUAUCCGAGUGAUCAGAAACUCAGUGCAAGAAGCACAGCUCCCAUUCUCGAAGUCGAAGGCCUCGAUGUUGGAAGGGUACCAGAGAAGUAGUACUGAGAAGCUUGAGCAGCUUCAUGCACUCUCGGGUGGGCAUUCCAUGGAAAAUGAUGCAAGGGUCCCUGUGUUUGUGAUGCUGCCGCUCGACACAGUAACGCACGGAGGGAACUUGAACAAGCCUCGAGCAAUGAAUGCUAGCUUGAUGGCCCUGAAGAGUGCAGGAGUGGAAGCAGUUAUGGUGGAUGCAUGGUGGGGAUUGGUGGAGAAAGAUGGACCUCUGAGGUACAACUGGGAAGGGUAUGCUGAGCUCGUACAGAUGGUUCAGAAGCAUGGCUUGAAGCUCCAAGUUGUUAUGUCCUUUCAUCAGUGUGGAGGAAAUGUUGGAGACUCUUGCAGUGAGCUGCUUCUCCAUGUCAGAUUGGUACUCUUUCCAGGUGUUUUAACGGUGGGGUUAUCUUGCUUGUUUGGUUUAUCCAUCUCUUUCUUUGGAUUUUCUUGCCGGAGGGCCAUUUCAGUAACAAGAUUUACUGUUCUUGGGAUAGCGGACAAGCUAUUAACGGUUGUGAUUAGUUUGGUUGUUUGGGACAUGCAUUCGACAUUUGUGGGAACAAUGGAGCUUUUAAUUUGUAUGCUUGGUGGGGUUAUGUAUCGGCAAUCUACAAGCAAAAAGCCUAAAGAUGUAAAAGAAGUAAAUGCACGAGAGAUUGAUGAGGAUCAACAAAAGUUGCUUGAAAUGCAACGCAACACAGAAGGCAAUGGCAAUCAGAAGGAAGUUGCAGAAUCAGAAGUGGGAAAAUGAAAGGGUUUAUGCUAAGUACUAUCAUUUUGUUUCUUAUUGCUGCAAAAUUUAUUUCUUAGGUCCAACUUUAAUGAUCGACCAAUUCUUGGAGCACUCUUUUCUCAAAGGUGCAUUUGCAAAUACUCGGCACUUAAAACAUUUGUUCUUCAUGAUGCAAAAUGCAGGGUUAUGAUACUAUAGUAGGAGAACGAGGACUGCAAUUGUCCGGCGAGCAGAAGCAAUUGUGGAGAAAGGAAAGCAUGAGACUUUGAUUAAUAUCCAGGAUGGGUCUUAUGCCUCCCUUGUUGUGCUUCACACAAGUGUUGCAACUGCUUGUGCUUCUUGAAACUCUUUCUGUUUCUCUAAAAUUUUGGAGGGUGGGACUGCUCUCUCUUUUCCAAGGAGAAGAGAGACAUGUUGUAUUAAUGGUUGUAACUCCUUCUUUUUGCAUUUUUUUUU
Juglans regia (Persian walnut) is the source of this 1407-nucleotide messenger RNA. RefSeq lists its product as uncharacterized. The transcript is spliced from 2 exons. The record is from RefSeq and is a predicted model, not a curated record. Gene Ontology annotation, molecular function: beta-amylase activity. Gene Ontology annotation, biological process: polysaccharide catabolic process. NCBI's taxonomy places the organism in Eukaryota, Viridiplantae, Streptophyta, Magnoliopsida, Fagales, Juglandaceae. Bases 1 to 969 code for a protein of 322 amino acids.